Messenger RNA from Megalobrama amblycephala (Wuchang bream), 2385 nucleotides. RefSeq names its product potassium channel, subfamily K, member 2a (gene kcnk2a). Bases 547 to 1791 code for a protein of 414 amino acids. Gene Ontology annotation, molecular function: outward rectifier potassium channel activity; potassium ion leak channel activity. Gene Ontology annotation, biological process: potassium ion transmembrane transport; stabilization of membrane potential. NCBI's taxonomy places the organism in Eukaryota, Metazoa, Chordata, Actinopteri, Cypriniformes, Xenocyprididae. The transcript is spliced from 7 exons. The record is from RefSeq and is a predicted model, not a curated record. Gene Ontology annotation, cellular component: membrane.
AUAUCUCAUCACUUGGAAACAAGCUGCUAAAGGUUCUUUCAAAAUAUUCACUCCCCAAAAGUAGCUACUAAGCCAGAAUCGUUCAUAGAAUCAUUAAAUUCGUUCAGAGAAUCAUUAAAUUCCUCACGACGUGCUUCCCCUAUAUGCAAUGUGACCUGUGGCAAUUGAGUGACGCGCAUGAAAUCGUGAAACCUGCCCAGAGUUCGCGAACACACUUGCGAGCGUGGAGACGGACAGUGAGCGCGCUCAUGAUGAGAACAGCCCGUCCAAUUAUCCGUGUGCCCCCUUUGGACACUCCCUUCUCACUUCACUGUUUACUCAACCACGAAAUCCACCGCUGGAUUCCAAGAUACUGCUCGCAUGGAGAUUUAAAACUGGACAGGGGCAUGAUAGUCCAGAAGAGAAAACGGAGGGAUGCGAGUGCGUUUGGUGCCAUGAUUAACAUCCAGUUUUUGCUAGCGUGCUCCUGAGAACAAGUCAAGAGGUCCAGCACUCAAGACAGCUGAUGAAGAGCAGCAGGAAGAAGAAGAAGAGAUCUGACAAAGUAUGGCUGCACCUGAUCUUUUAGAUCCCAAAUCAGCCACACACAACACCAAACCACGGCUGUCGUUCUCCUCAAAGCCUAUUGUGUAUAACUCGGGUGAUGAUUGUGAUACCAUAACCACCGUAAUGAAGUGGAAAACAGUAUUGGCGAUCUUCCUGCUGGUGGUUCUGUACCUGAUCAUCGGAGCCACGGUGUUCAAAGCUCUGGAACAGCCCCAGGAGAGCUCGCAGAAGUACCUCAUCGUGCAGGAGAAAAUUAACUUUCUCUCUAGUCAUACCUGUGUCAACACCUCUGAGCUGGAGGACUUGGUCAAGCAAGUGGUGUCUGCUAUCCGGGCCGGGGUCAAUCCCUCGGGUCACCCCUCCAAUGACAGCAGCAUGUGGGACCUCAGCAGCUCCUUCUUCUUUGCAGGGACUGUCAUCACCACUAUAGGGUUUGGGAAUGUCUCUCCACACACAGAAGGAGGCAGGAUCUUUUGCAUUAUCUACGCCCUGCUGGGGAUCCCACUCUUUGGGUUCCUCUUGGCUGGAGUGGGCGAUCAACUGGGAACAAUAUUUGGCAAAGGAAUCGCCAAAGUGGAAAAGAUGUUUGUGAAAUGGAAUGUGAGCCAAACUAAAAUCCGUGUGACAUCCACAGUCCUGUUCAUCCUGUUCGGGUGCCUGCUGUUUGUGGCCCUCCCCGCCCUCAUCUUCCAACACAUUGAAGGCUGGAGCGCUCUGGAGGCCAUCUACUUUGUUGUCAUCACUUUAACCACUAUUGGAUUUGGAGACUUUGUGGCAGGAGGCUCUGAGAUUGAGUAUCUGGACUAUUAUAAGCCCAUCGUGUGGUUUUGGAUCCUGGUGGGUCUUGCCUACUUCGCUGCAGUUCUCAGUAUGAUUGGAGACUGGCUCCGGGUCAUCUCCAAGAAGACCAAAGAGGAGGUGGGAGAGUUCCGUGCUCAUGCUGCAGAAUGGACGGCUAAUGUGUCAGCGGAAUUCAAAGAGACACGGCGCCGCCUGAGCGUGGAAAUUUACGACAAGUUUCAGCGGGCAGCUUACAUCAAGCGCAAGCUGUCAUCAGAGCUGGGCCAAAAUCCAGGUCAGGACAUGAUUCCAUGCAAGAGGACCCUGUCCGUGAACUUCACAGAUGAACUAGAAAAAGAAGGUCUCCCGACCCUGACCAAAAAUGGCAGCCUGUACCUCAACGGUCUUACCCCGGACUGCCACGACCACGGCGAGAUCUCCAUCAUUGAACAUCUAAAAUGCUAAAACGCUGAUAAAGAAGAACAGGAAUGUACUUUUGUGUCUACAGCUGUGUUUCAUCACAAAGCUAUAUCUUUCCUGGAUGAACUGGAAUCAGUGAGAGGGUGACUUUAUGCCUUGUGCCAGUGAAACGAUUUUAUAGGAAUUAAGAUGAAGUCUGAAUUCCUGAGAAAAACAGGACAGCAGCUUUUAGUAUCCAAUUAAUCAUAUUUGUGCCUUAAAAUCACCAGGAAUAGACUUCCCAGAAGCUGCUACUCUGAAUGAUACAUAGCAUUAAAAUGUAAUGUUUUUUUUUUAGAGAAUGAAACCAAUCUUGUCCAAACACUGACUAACUUAAUUGGUUUUUGGAUGCGUAUCGCAAACCCAGCAUGUGUGAGCAUCUGUUCAGAAACUAUUACAGGGUAUCAGGCAAGAAUGGCUGGUACUGACACAGCUGUGAUCGGUGGAUCACCAUUGUGGUUUAUAUCUUGCAUUAGCACAUGGAUAUUUUUUAACUCUUUCCCCGUCUGCGUUUUUUUUUUUUUUUCUUUUUUUUCAAGGUUGCCAGCCACCACCAGUGUUUUUGAUUUUGAAUUUUCAUUAAAAUUUCAUUGCACCCAG